Brassica oleracea var. oleracea is the source of this 2654-nucleotide messenger RNA. RefSeq names its product ADP-ribosylation factor GTPase-activating protein AGD1. Gene Ontology annotation, molecular function: protein binding; GTPase activator activity. The coding region runs from base 69 to 2522 and encodes 817 amino acids. The record is from RefSeq and is a predicted model, not a curated record. The transcript has 18 exons. Lineage: Eukaryota; Viridiplantae; Streptophyta; Magnoliopsida; Brassicales; Brassicaceae. Gene Ontology annotation, cellular component: cytoplasm.
UUUCUUUCCUUAUAUAGCUAUCUCCGAUCGAGUCUCCGGUGGAAGACAGGAAAAAGAAGAAGACGAGGAUGCAUUUCGCUAAGCUCGAUGAUUCCCCCAUGUUUCGUCAACAGAUGCAAUGUAUGGAAGAGAGUGCAGACUUGCUGGGGAUGCGAUGCUUAAGGUUCUACAAAGACUGCACAAAAUACACAGAGGGACUCGGAGAAGGGUAUGAUGGAGAUAUUGACUUUGUAAAUGCACUUGAAUCUUUCGGUGGUGGCCAUAAUGAUCCCAUCGGCGUUGCUUUUGGAGGUCCUGUAAUGACAAAGUUUACUGUUGCUCUUCGAGAAAUUGGGACAUACAAGGAAGUUCUUCGUUCCGAGGUAGAGCAUAUUCUGAAUGACCGGUUGGUUCAGUUUGUGAAUGUUGAUGUCCAAGAAAUUAAGGAAGCACGUAAACGCUUUGACAAAGCCUCCAUUACAUACGAUCAGGCGCGAGAGAAAUUUCUUUCAUUAAGAAAGAGUACGCGACUGGAUGUGGCUGCAACAAUCGAGGAGGACCUACAUAGCGCAAGAGCGGCAUUUGAGCAAGCCCGGUUUCAUCUGGUUAGUGCACUAUCUAAUGCGGAAGCUAAAAAGCGAUUUGAGUUUUUGGAAGCAGUCAGCGGGACAUUGGAUGCUCAUCUCCGUUUCUUCAAACAGGGAUAUGAGCUACUACAACAAAUGGAGCCUUUUAUUAAUCAGGUGUUGAGUUAUGCACACCAGUCUAGAGAAUGUACAGACUAUGAAAUGGCAUCACUUAACGAAAGGAUGCAGGAGUACAAAAGGCAAGUUGAUCGAGAAACUAGAAACUUAAAUGGUUCGCCAGCAGGGGAUGGCAUGAGACACAACUCAAGAAGCUCACAAAAAGUCAUUGAGGCUGUCAUGCAAUCUGCUGCAAAAGGAAAGGUUCAGACUAUAAGACAAGGGUAUCUGUCUAAACGUUCGUCAAACCUGAGAGGUGAUUGGAAAAGAAGGUUCUUUAUCCUUGAUAGCCGUGGGAUGCUAUACUAUUACCGCAAGCCAUGGAAUUGGUCAUCUGGAAAUGGAAACAGGUCUUCUGUUCACAAGAAUAUGACUUCAGAAAACAGUCCUGGGCUGCUAAGUCGGUGGCUGUCUUCUCAUUAUCACGAUGAAAAACCAGUUGCACGUCUCACUGUGAACCUGCUUACCUCAACGAUCAAAGUUGAUGCGGACCAGACGGAUCUAAGAUUCUGCUUUCGGAUUAUUUCGCCUACAAAAGUCUACACAUUGCAGGCAGAGAAUGCGCAAGAUCAGAUGGACUGGAUUGAGAAGAUAACUGGAGUUACUACUUCUUUGCUAAGUUUCCAGACACCUGAAAGAACAAUCAUGCGUCUUUCUACAAUGGACGGAGAUACUUUCUCCGCAAGUGAGUCCGGUUCGGUAGCAGAUCUAUAUGAUAUCGAGCAUGCGGAAAUUGGAGAAUCCACUGUGGAAAAUAAUCAUCACCGUUCGAGGUUCUCAGGGUGCUUGCAGCAACAUGAUAUGAUGGCAAAGCCAAUUGAUGUCUUGACCAAAGUAUUGGGGAAUGAGAAAUGUGCGGAUUGUGGUGCUCCUGAACCUGAUUGGGCCUCUUUGAAUCUCGGAGUACUCAUAUGUAUUGAAUGUUCUGGUAUACAUCGUAACCUUGGUGUUCACAUUUCGAAGGUCAGAUCGCUCACGCUUGAUGUUAAAGUAUGGGAACCAUCGGUCUUGACGUUGUUCCAGUCGUUAGGUAACGUAUAUGUAAACUCAGUGUGGGAGGAGUUGUUGAACUCAGAGAGUAGAUCUUCAGGCACUCCCAUGUCAGAUCGACCAACAAGAAAGUUUCUUGCAAGGAAGCCUGGUCUCAGUGAUCCCAUAUCUGUGAAAGAGCUGUUCAUCCAUGCAAAGUACUCAGAGAGGAUAUUUGUCCGCAAAGAAACAGACAGCCAGCAUUUUCCGGCAGUUUUCCAAGAGAUUUGGGAGAAUGUGCGUGCCAACGACAAGAAAUCAGUUUACAAACACAUUGUUUGCUCUGAAACAGAUGUGAAUGCUCUACGUGGACAAGCAACGUACACGGUGUCUUUGUCCUUAUGGAAGAUGAUGCAACUGGAAGCGAAGGAGGAAACACUUAAAGCCAAAAUCAAGAGAAUUGAAGAGGAGUUUCAGGAGAACCCUGAGGGAUAUUCUGACUCGAAAAUGGAAGGGGAAGAAAGUAUGGUCAGAGAAGAAACUUCAAAGGACUGCUCUUUGCUUCACCUCGCUUGUCUUUAUGCUGAUAUCAGUAUGGUGGAGUUGUUGCUUCAGUAUGGUGCAAAGAUAAAUGCAACAGACUCAAAAGGUCGCACUCCACUUCACCACUGUAUCAUCAGCAGGAGAUAUGCAAUUGCAAGGCUGCUACUUAUGAGGGGAGGAGAUCCAAAUGCUGUGGAUAAAGAGAGUAACACACCGGUCAAAUAUGCUUUAGAGACAGAAGUCAAUGACAGCGAACUAAUUGCAUUAUUAACAGACUCCAAAAGAUGAUAAUAUCUGCUGAAAUAAAAAUAAUAAUCAUUUGAUUUGCUUUAUCACUUUUUAAAAAGCAGAAGACGGUACAGCACUAGAAAAAAUGUUGCUCUAAUUGAACACUUUUCGCCUGUUAGUUCGUUUUGUCCA